AUGGCGCCAGCGAGUGCGGUGUCGCUGGGCCACCAAGGCCGUGGCAAAAAGAGGCCUGCCGGUGAAGAGCUGGAGGGAGAGCAACGACGCCUAGCGAAAAAGUUUGGAUUGAUGCACAUCGCUCCAUCUAUUUCUAUUCCACCUCCCAUCCCUCGUACUCCGUCGAAUAAUCAAGAUGAUUCCCAUUCUACAUCCCCCCCGGUGCUCCAACCACAAUACCCGAUACCCGUUGCUUCUGCUACCGCGCCCGUGGACGAGUUCAUGCAAAUAGACGAAACAAAACACAGAGUCUACAUCCACGAUCUGGACCGCGAAAUCGCAGAGAUCGAAACACAAGAAAAGAACGACACGCCAUUCCUCCGCGAUAUCGAGAAGAGAGUCAUGUGUGUCCCCAAGUCCGUCCUGGGGGCUAGUAGCGACAGUAGUCACGCCAUUCCUUCCGCCAAUAAUGCGCUCGUGCUGUACCGGCCGCCGUCGUCGUUGAACGUGCCGAAACCGCAGGAUGGUGUGCCCAUGGCUGUUAUCGAGGAUACGGAGCAGGCACAUGCGAAGGCCGAGUCUGCGAGAACGGAGAAAGAGCAGGCGAAGGAUAUGGCGAAGGAGGUUAUUGGGGAGAAGGGACAUGGGGCUCUGGGGAUGAGUAUCCUGCGGAGUGGCUCGUCAUUGGAUUUACUUGCAUCCUCGACAUCUGCAAUGCUCCCUUUGCCCGAACCCCUUGAUCUGGAUUCACCUUUUGACGCUGAGCCGAUGGAGAUCGAUGAUAAUUGA
Molecule: messenger RNA, 768 nt
Organism: Histoplasma capsulatum G186AR
Lineage: Eukaryota; Fungi; Ascomycota; Eurotiomycetes; Onygenales; Ajellomycetaceae
Exons: 2
Coding region: 1-768 (255 amino acids)
Source: RefSeq, a predicted model, not a curated record